CAACAACCGUCCCCCACGCUGCCUCGGUGCAACGAAAAAGCGUUCCCCUCCCCCGCCGCAGCCUCCCUUCGUUCGUUCCGCACGCAGCCCCCCACGCGCCCCUUCUCCUGCUCCUCCAGGGGCUCAAAGGGGCUCUGCUGUGCCCCCCACUCCCGGUGAGGGGGCGGCAGGUGCGGGUGCUGCAGUGGGGACGGCCCGGACGGGCCCGGCUAUGGGGCCGGGAGCUGCAGCACUAUUUAAGCGCAGCCCCUCACAUGAUGGGAGCGUGACUGCCCUGAGGAGGCAGCAGGAUGGCGCUGAGCAGGGCGCAGCCCGCCCGGCCCUGCGGGGAGAGCACCCGGCUGCUGCCCCAGGCAUCCAAGCUGGUGGAGCUGCCCUACUCCUCCUCCGAUGAGGAUGAUGGCUAUCUGGCUGGGGAUGCAGACCUUCUGAUGGCUGAGCAGGACCCUGGGACAUGGAGCCCCGUCUCCAACAAGCCAAGCGCCUUCAGCCAAUGCGUGCGGUACCUGGCCUUCUUCUGGAAUCUCCUCUUCCUCCUGCUGGGGCUGCUGGCCCUGGCCGUGGGGGUGUGGGGGCUGCUGGCCAAGGGCUCGCUGGGAGGGCAGCGUUUGGCCCCGCUGGGCUCCGACCCAAUGCUGCUCUUCGUGCUGGCGGGGUUGGGGGCCAGCGCCGUCUCCCUGGCCGGUUGCCUGGGCGCCCUCCGCUCCAGCCCCUGCCUCCUGCGCUUCUUCGUGGGUGCCGUGCUCACCUUCGUGGGGCUGGAGGUGCUGGGGGGGCUGCUGCUGCUGGCAGCACGGCACCGGCUGCGGGAUGCUCUGCGGGACACCCUGCUCCUCUGCCUCCUGCGCUACCAGGACGAGCCCGACCUGCGGUUCCUGGUGGAUGAGGUGCAGCGGAACCUGCGGUGCUGCGGCCUCGGCUCCUAUCGCGACUGGGAGAGCAACGCAUACUUCAACUGCAGCGCCCCAGGAGUGCAGGCGUGCAGCGUCCCUGCCUCCUGCUGCCUGGAUCCCUGGCAGAAUGGCACCGUCACCAACACCCAGUGUGCUUUUGGGGUCCUGCGCCUGGAGGACGUGGCAGCCGGUGGCAUCGUGCACCUGGGGGGCUGCGUGGCCCAGCUCAGCGCCUGGCUCCACGGGCAGGUGGGCGGCAUCGUGACCGGCGCAGCCGUGCUGGUGCUGGUUGAGGCUGCCGGCGUGCUCAUGGCACUGAAGAUACUGAGAGACAUCGCGCCUGUCAGGGUGCGGGAUUGAGGAUGUGAGGGCUGCCACCUGGGGUGGGGACAUGCAGGAGUUGGGGACACGCAGGGGGCUGAUCCAGCUCAGAAUAAACCUUGAUGGAAGCUUGAACCCCCUAUCCGUGUUCUGUCCAUCCCACCCUGUGGCUUGGGGAAAAC
Molecule: messenger RNA, 1396 nt
Organism: Cuculus canorus (common cuckoo)
Lineage: Eukaryota; Metazoa; Chordata; Aves; Cuculiformes; Cuculidae
Gene: TSPAN10
Product: tetraspanin 10
Exons: 3
Coding region: 291-1253 (320 amino acids)
Cellular component (GO): membrane
Source: RefSeq, a predicted model, not a curated record